ACACUAUUUCACUGAAAAUAAAGCUAAGAGGAAGAGCUAACAGGAGGUAGCUGAGAACUUGUACAAUCUUGCUACAGUUUGUUACUUUUAAUGCGGUCGUUAUUUCACAACUGAUUUAACAAAUAGUGGGUUUUUUUGCAUCAAAGUAGCGUUUUUCUUUAGUCAAGUGUUAGCAUCAACUAUCUAACGACACCGUGUGUUCGACAGCUAACGGUUAGCUCAUUUACUAGCCUUUAAGCAAAUGUUUCCCAGAUCAAGUUCUGUUUGAGCGUUUUUACCUUAAAUACAACAAGCUACCGGUUCAGUUUUCCUGAACCUUUACCUCCUCUGUAUCAGUGUAGACUGUUAGACGGUAAAGAGCAGCUGUGUUGGAAGAAUCUGAGGAGUUAUGGCGGACCCUGCUCGGAUAAAAACAGAAGGUUCAUUUAAAAAAGAGAGCUUUAUCAAAGAGGAGAAUCCGAAGACAGAACAUGAACCUGUUCCGGAGACUUCUGCAGAAAUCUCUGCAGAUGACAGCAAAGAGCCGUCUACGCAGGAUCAUCUCAAAGGUUUGAAGACUGAAACUGAAACGGCGGCAGCAGCAGACGAUGAGGAAGAGGGAACCUCCGGUCAGCCUUCCUCUAAGCGACUCAAGGUGGAGCCAGAAAAGAAAAAAGAGAAGCGCCACAAGGUCGACGAGGAUGAAAUACAAAAGAUGCAGGUUUUGGUGUCAUCAUUUUCUGAAGAGCAGCUCAAUCGCUAUGAGAUGUACAGACGUUCCGCCUUCCCAAAGGCUGCCAUUAAGAGGCUAAUCCAGUCUAUAACCGGGUCAUCAGUUUCCCAGAAUGUGGUUAUUGCCAUGUCUGGUAUAGCCAAGGUUUUUGUCGGGGAGAUUGUUGAGGAAGCUCUGGAUGUUUGUGAGAAAUGGGGAGACACGCCACCACUUCAGCCUAAACACCUGAGGGAAGCAGUUAGGAGGCUGAAGAGUCGAGAUCAGAUUCCCAACUCCAAAUACAAGCACAUCUUGUUUCACUGAGCCACUCCAGCUGCGGGAUGAACGAGGACGUUGGUGAUAUUUAAAACCGCUGUGGGAAAAUCUCUGACUCAUCCAGAGGCUGCACACAAUUAUUGAUGGAGCUCGGUAUCUGUAAAUGUACAUUGCUGGAAGGCUCUAUGUAUUAAUACUCGUUGUAUUAAUACUCGUUGAAACAUGUAAAUAUAAGUUUUAUAUCUUUUUCUUUUUACUACUCUUUGGUUAAUAUGUGGGUGGUAAGUUCAGCCGCCGGGAAAUCUAUUUGCAGCCCUUUAACUUUUUCGCAUUGUCAUGUUACAAGCGCAAACUGAAAUUGAGUUAUAUUUCUAAUUUUAUUAAUUUGUGAUUAACACUUAGGAGGUAAUUGUCAAAUGAAAAUAAAAUUUUUUUUUUUAACAAA
Xiphophorus couchianus (Monterrey platyfish) is the source of this 1412-nucleotide messenger RNA. It is a transcript of the gene taf11, whose product is annotated as TAF11 RNA polymerase II, TATA box binding protein (TBP)-associated factor. Gene Ontology annotation, molecular function: protein heterodimerization activity; RNA polymerase II general transcription initiation factor activity. Bases 389 to 1015 code for a protein of 208 amino acids. Gene Ontology annotation, biological process: transcription initiation at RNA polymerase II promoter; RNA polymerase II preinitiation complex assembly. Lineage: Eukaryota; Metazoa; Chordata; Actinopteri; Cyprinodontiformes; Poeciliidae. The record is from RefSeq and is a predicted model, not a curated record. The transcript has 5 exons. Gene Ontology annotation, cellular component: transcription factor TFIID complex; nucleus.